Messenger RNA from Malurus melanocephalus (red-backed fairy wren), 4559 nucleotides. RefSeq names its product splicing factor SWAP (gene SFSWAP). Gene Ontology annotation, molecular function: RNA binding. Bases 142 to 2730 code for a protein of 862 amino acids. NCBI's taxonomy places the organism in Eukaryota, Metazoa, Chordata, Aves, Passeriformes, Maluridae. The record is from RefSeq and is a predicted model, not a curated record. Gene Ontology annotation, biological process: RNA processing; mRNA 5'-splice site recognition. The transcript is spliced from 15 exons.
CGCCGCCAUUUUGUUUCGGGUGAUGGCGGCUGUGGUGCUUUGGGGCCGGGGGCUUUAGCGCAGGCCCGGCCGUGCGGGGACUCGCUGCUCAGACAGUCGGUGCUCCUGCUAGCUGCCUCCACCUCGCUGCGCCCCYCCGUGAUGUACGGAGGGGUCGGAGGGUCUCGACGGACUGCAGAAGAAGCAGGCCCGCCGCCCCUAAUGUUGUUGUCAGGCGGGGGAGCGGUGCCCGGGCCCCCAGGAGGAGGUGGAGGUGGAGGCGGGAAUAGCCGUGUGGAGCUGCUGGUGUUCGGCUAUGCCUGCAAGCUGUUUCGGGAUGAUGAGAAGGCUCAGUACCAGGAGCAGGGGCGACACCUUAUUCCUUGGAUGGGAGACCCCAAGAUCAUGAUCGAUAGGUAUGAUGGGCGUGGUCACCUGCAUGACCUUUCUGAAUAUGAUGCUGAAUAUUCCACCUGGAACAGAGAUUAUCAAUUGUCUGAAGAGGAGGCUAGAAUAGAAGCCCUCUGUGAUGAAGAGAGGUAUUUAGCCUUGCAUACGGACUUGCUUGAGGAGGAGGCAAGGCAAGAGGAGGAAUAUAAAAGACUGAGUGAAGCUUUGGCAGAGGAUGGUACCUACAAUGCAGUGGGAUUCCGUUAUGGCAGUGAUUAUUAUGACCCUUCAGAGCCCACUGAAGAGGAGGAGCAUCAGCCUGCUAAACAAAGAGAAACAGCUCAGACAGAAAAUACAGAAGAAAAUGAAGAACCUUUUGUUGCCCCUCCGGGACUGAAUGUACCUUCCGAUGUGGAGCUGCCACCAACAGCAAAAAUGCAUGCGAUUAUCGAGCGAACUGCAAACUUUGUGUGCAAGCAGGGUGCCCAGUUUGAGAUCAUGCUGAAAGCCAAGCAAGCACGCAACUCCCAGUUUGACUUUCUGCGAUUUGAUCACUACCUCAAUCCCUACUACAAGUUCAUCCAGAAGGCCAUGAAAGAGGGACGCUAUGCGGCUCCUUCAGAAAGUAAAGCUGAUGAGAAAAAACACUCAAGAGUCAAAUCUGAGGAAGAUGAUGAUGAUGAUGAUGACGAUGAUGGAAAUUAUCUUCAUCCAAGCCUUUUUGCGUCUAAAAAAUGCAGUAGACUUGAAGAGCUCAUGAAGCCUUUGAAGGUAGUAGACCCUGAUCACCCCCUUGCAGCACUGGUGCGCAAAGCACAAUCAGAUAAUAAUUCGUCUACACCACAGUCAGCAGACGGGGCAGCUGUGCAGACAUCACAGGCAGAAUAUUCCUCUGAUUCGACUGUGGCAGCCAUGUAUUACAGCUACUACAUGCUCCCCGAUGGAACCUAUUGCCUGGCGCCUCCACCUCCGGGAAUCGAUGUUGCUGCCUACUACAAUGCCCUGCCCGCUGGGGUCACUGUGUCCAGCGCUACCGGUGUAGCCACGGUUCCUCCUCCUCCUGGUACGACACCCCCGCCUCCCCCGGACACAACUGACAGCGCCAGCGGGUUGACUUCUACCACUACAUCUGCAAGCACAAUUGCUCCAGUGGUUGCCAUUAUACCUCCACCUCCAGAUAUCCAACCUGUCAUUGACAAGCUAGCUGAGUAUGUUGCUAGGAAUGGGGUAAAAUUUGAAACCAGUGUUCGUGCCAAGAAUGAUCUCAGGUUUGAGUUCCUGCAACCAUGGCACCAGUAUAAUGCUUAUUAUGAAUUUAAAAAACAGUUCUUCCUUCAAAAAGAGAGUGGUGACAACUGCCAGGGAGUAUCUUCYUCUGAAGAUGUUCCAGCAGGCAGUGCCGGUGAUGAACCGAGUGAGACUCAAUUUGCAGAUCARCAUGCACCUGAGGAUACAUCUGAGUCAAAUGCUAAGGGAGUUCCAGGAACUAAAAAGGAUGUUCCUCCUCCUAAAGCUGUCAGUGAUGGUAAACUGGUGAAAGCAUCCUUUGCUCCAAUAAGCUUUGCAAUCAAGGCCAAAGAAAAUGACCUUCUUCCUUUGGAGAAAAACCGUGUUAAAUUAGAUGAUGACAGUGAUGAGGAGGAAGAGGAGGCAAAGGAAGGCCAAGAGAAUGCUAACUGUGCUUCAAACCAUACUGCAGCAGUUACCACUCCAUGUAUUGCUCCUGAGGAGAAAAAGCCUCAACUUACACAGGAGGAGUUGGAAGCUAAACAAGCAAAGCAGAAACUAGAGGAUAGAUUAGCAGCGGCAGCAAGGGAGAAGCUCGCACAGGCUUCCAAAGAAUCAAAGGAGAAGCAGCUACAAGCAGAGCGCAAAAGGAAAGCUGCCUUGUUCUUGCAGACCCUGAAAAACCCUCUGGCAGAGGCAGAAACUGAGAAAAUUGAAGAGAAUUCAUUCAGUAGUGAGAGCGUCAGUAGUAUACCAUGUCCUGUGACUGCAAUCAGAACUUUACCCACCUUAGAAGUUAAGCAAACAGAAAGGCCUUCAAGCAGAAGCAGAGAUCCUCCUAGGGAUGAAGAAAAGGAAAAGAAGAGGAAAAAACACAAGAAAAGAUCUCGAUCACGAUCUCGAUCACCAUUUAAGUAUCAUUCAUCAUCUAAGUCCAGGUCUAGAUCACAUUCAAAAGCAAAGCACUCACUUCCCACUGCCUAUAGGACUGUCAGGCAUUCAAGAUCACGAUCAAGGUCACCCCGGAGAAGGGCUCACACACCAGAACGGCGGAGAGAUGACAGAAGCGUUCCCACGGCGUAUCGCAUCAGCAACAGUCCCGGGAACAGCAGGAAACGGCCUCGCUCCAAGUAAGGGCUCCCGCUCCUCGGCAAGGGGGGAGUGCCUGUUGUCUUGUAGACUCCUUAACUAGAACUUAACCUUUGUAUGCUCUGGAGAUUUAUUUGGAUAGAAAAAUACUUUUAAUUACAGAAAAAAAAAAUUAAAAUGGAAGCAUUUGUUCUUCCCCAUUGUUGCACACUUCUGAACACCAGCUGUCAGACUGUUGAAUGUUAAUGCACUGCGGUCUGCUGGCCACGAGAGUUCAUAUUUCAUAGUUCUCUCUUGUUGGGUCAUCUUUUCAUGCCAUGCUUGUGCAAGCUGUAGGACCUCUGCACAGGUCGUAGUGCAACUAUGAUGUCAAAUUUCUUGACAUCACAUCAUAUCUGCCCAGAUAAGGGUAACUUUGAUGUAGCAAACAGUUAUUUUGGAGCUACUGUACUGGCAGACUGGAAUGUGAAAUAUGAGUCAAGGUGUCAUUUUGAGAGCACCCUGCAUAUAGUCUCUCUUAAACAAUUGUAAUCAAAAUGGCAUUUAGUCUUUGAUUUCUUUUUCCAUAUAUCUUGUGGAAUAAGAAACAGAGAGAUCACUUUCAGUGAUCUUUAUUAAAAAAAUUCUAUUGUUUCUUAUGACAGUUACUCAUCUCUUGACAGCCUGUAAUUAACUGACAUGUGGUAGGUAUAACUGAGAGCUUCCCAAGUAUGCUUCAACUGAUUUGGUUUGUAAUAUUCAUCAGAUUAAGACAAUAGAGGCUCCUGUUGAAUUAAUGCAAAUUUGGUUACGCAGAAAAAAUACGGAAGCUUAAAAUACUUGUUUUCCUAUAAACAGACAAAAGCAUUUUCUUUGACAGCCCUGUGCUAUUUUUAAUGCUGUGUUGGUGUGUCUGCUGCUUGACUACUCAGCAUUUUAAACUAUAAAUUAUUUUUAGAAUUGUGCCACUCCAAGUUGUAAAUUAUAAUGGCAAUUGUGAAAUGAAGUACAUUGCUCCUCUGUGAAUAAGAUUACUUGAUAGGUAAAUAUUUUAAACUUCUGUUAUGCCUCAAACAGGAAACCAGAACACGACACAAUAAAAUAUGUCAGUAAGUACAGAAGAUGUAGACUGAAGAAAGAGUGUUGGAGUUAAACAUAGAUAAUGAUAUUUUUCAGCUCCGAUUGCUGUUAUUGAACCAAAAACUCUUUGAGCCCGGACAUGUUAAAUUUUCAAGUAAAAAUGUGAUGUACCAGUAUUCAUGUUCAAUUACUUAAGAUUCUUCAUCUUUCAGCUGUUCUAUUUGUUCCUCGUAAUCUGAGAUGAAAAACACUGAAAAAGCUUACUGUAACAUACUUUUUUUGUAUGACAAAUGUUUGCCAAGAUUUUCAAGAUUUAAAAACGAAAUCUGUUCACAUCUUGGUUACAUGAUGUUUUAAGAAACUGAACCAUUAAAGUACCUAGUAGCUAGUCAAGGAAUAACUGACUUUGUAGCUGAUGGUUUUGUAUAGUCAUGAAAAUGUUAGAGGCUGUGGGGUUUUUUCUCUGUCUCUUAAUCAUUAUUUAUGCAAGAAGAGUGUAAGGAGAUUUUGCACUUUUAAGUCUUGAAUCUUAAAUUCUGUUUAAAAAUUUUUACUAAAUUCUAAGCAUCAGAGUUGCACAUUGCUUGUAUGGGAAUUCAAUAUGUUUUAGCAUAGGACCUUUUGAAGUAAAGAAUUCCCAUGAAAAAUCAAAGUAAAGGAAUGAAUAAUGUAAUAUUUAAAAGAUAGUUUUAGUGUUUUGACAUGUCCUAGAAGCUUCAACAACAUUUUUCUGAGUGGACCUCUGGCAGCGCCUACUAGAGAGAGAUGUCUACAAUGAGAUAUUGCCUAACUCUAAUUAAGGCAUCACUCUGUAG